Molecule: messenger RNA, 865 nt
Organism: Cucurbita pepo subsp. pepo (vegetable marrow)
Lineage: Eukaryota; Viridiplantae; Streptophyta; Magnoliopsida; Cucurbitales; Cucurbitaceae
Product: large ribosomal subunit protein eL20z
Source: RefSeq, a predicted model, not a curated record
CCAAAAUCAGAACAUCACCGCCCUAUUAAAUGCCGGAAACAGCCUUACUCUUUCCGCCAAAGCUCCAUCGCUCCAAAAUUUCCCGGCGAAAUCGCAGAAGAAGAAGAUAAAAGCGACGACGAAACCCUUACCGUCGGCUUGAUCUUCAACAUACAGUCUUUGAUUCUUCUUCUGCAAAUAACAUGAGUGGUGACGGGAAAAGCAGCGCGGUUUUUGGCGAUCCACAGAGUCAAUACCAUUACGGGACGUUUCAGGGCGUCGCAAACUAUUAUUCUUCCGCCCCUCAACCGCAGCCGCAGCCUCAUCCCCAAUCUGUCGUCGGUUUCCCUCCGCAGGUUGCUCCGCCUCGUCAUCCAUGUUACCAUGGACAUUUGGAUUACCAAGCCGUUCCAGUUCAAGGCUAUGCUAUUAUUGAGGGAGGACCUUUUCACGAAGCCCGUCUUCCUUGUUGUGGCAUUGGCAUGGGUUGGUUCUUGUUUAUGAUUGGCUUCUUUCUGGGUGGCAUUCCCUGGUACGUUGGAGCUUUUGUCGUACUCUUUGUACGGGUGGAUUACCGAGAAAAACCUGGAUAUAUUGCAUGUGCAAUUGCUUCAGUUCUUGCCGUCAUGGCCAUAACAUUUGGUGUCUCCAAAGGAGUUGAGAUCUGGUGAAGUAGACAUAUUCUGAAUGGUGUAGCCAUAUCGCCCCUUGCAUCAAGGGAAACAACUGGUGGGGUAUUGUAAUUAGCUUUGAAAUUGUAUUUCCUUCAAUUCUAUCCAUCUAUCAACUUCCUGGUUUCGUUUACAAUGUACUGAAAUCUUCCUGACUUGGCCAAAUGUUAAGUAAAAUGUUAAUAGAUUGAAGAAUGUGUUAGCUUUUAUUGGAA